Messenger RNA from Triplophysa rosa, 1686 nucleotides. RefSeq lists its product as uncharacterized. Gene Ontology annotation, biological process: response to bacterium. The transcript is spliced from 5 exons. The record is from RefSeq and is a predicted model, not a curated record. NCBI's taxonomy places the organism in Eukaryota, Metazoa, Chordata, Actinopteri, Cypriniformes, Nemacheilidae. The coding region runs from base 12 to 764 and encodes 250 amino acids.
UACUCGCUGAGAUGGAGAGAUCAAGAGUUACUGUAACCGCACUUAUAUAUGGUUUACUGUUCAGUCAGAGAGAAAUCUAUGGAGCAGAAAUCGAGGUCAGUCCAGGAGACAACAUCACUCUCAUCUGUGACUGUCCUUUAACUCAUGGUUACAACAUCGCAUGGAUAAGAAACUGCUCUCAUGAACAUCAACCCCCUCUCAUAAUAGAUCAUUUGAUAAUGGAUGAAACAAACUUUCCACGUUUCAGCUUUCUUAAAAACUCCAACAUGAAUUCUUUUGAUCUACAUAUUACUAACAUUACAGUCUCUGAUCUGGGACUGUACUACUGUGCUGAAUACAAAAGACAAUUUAAUGGCAUUAUGUACACAUACCAUUAUGGAAACCGAACAACACGCCUCUCUCUCGCUGGUAAAAAAAACUUUGUAACUGCCUGUUCUGGACCCUCCAGCACUGUCUCACCUUCUCUUGUAUCAGACUGUUUUCUCUGCUGGACGCUGCUCUUCAGUGUGUGUCCUGUGUGUGUUCUCUUCUCCUCCAUCUGUGUGUACUGCCUCUGUCAGAAGAAAACUACAGAUGUUGGAACUGAUCACAAAGAAAAUAUGAAAAGUAGAAAUGCUCUUGAGGGUGGUGAUGAUGACGAGGUGUGUUAUGCAUCCUUGGAUGUGAUAACCAGAAGACCAAAGCGACUCAAGAAAAAGCAACCGCAGAAUUCUGACUUUAGUACUUAUGCUGCAGUCAGAACAGACACUGUGCAAAACUUCUGAUGGUUAAAAAGAACGCAUGUGCUAUUUUCAUUAAAACCUUUUGACUGAAACAACUAAUUUCAUGUCUAAGUUUGAAAAAAGUAUAUCUCUUUAUAUAUACUGUAUAUCCUACAUACAGUAUAAUUUUCAUUAGCUAGAGACAUUGCAAGGGUGUACAACUACUUAAUGCCUGUACAGAGGUGAUCUGGACGUAUUUUUUAGAUUUUUAGAAACUGUUGUUGUGGUGGGCCGUGCCAUCUGACCGUCUUUGUGUGUUGGUGAAUAUGUGUAUCUUUCAUUUUAAGUAUGUUGUUUUAAAUGGGUCCCUUUGCAAAACUAAUAAUGUACAUCUGAUGAUCUGAAUACCAGGAUGUUAAAGUACGUGAAGUUUAUAUUAGCAUUUACGGUAUAUUUUUUCUUACAUAAAAGGACAGGAACUUUUAUCUGACUAAUUUUUACAAACAGCACCCUUUGAAAGCAACUUCUGAGGUAACAUUCGUUAGUUGCCAGAAUGGCAUAAAAAAUAAAUGAAUUGUUUUUACUUGUUUUCUUACAUUUUGGAUCAGUAAAUGUUAGAUCGACCACUUUAAAUCACUAUUAACAGAAGUAAAACUUUUAAUUAUUUCGUGGUAAAUGAUUUCUCAGAGAUGUUAUUGUCUUCCAGCCGUGGCAAUUUGACAGCUUGGCGAAGUGUCUUUUAUUCUCAGUAAUAUAGAUGAUCUUAACCACAAAUGUUUCCACUCAAUGCAUAUGAGACAGAAAUAGACAGGACGUUCUGUGUGAAGGUGUAAAUGCAUGCUCAUGUGGUCAGUUUGUGUGGAGUUGCUUUGAAAGCAUGCUGUGUCUUCACACUCUUAGAGGUUUGCACAACAUCAUUACAAUUAAUGAGAAAAAGUUGCUUUGGUUAUUGGACAAACAUUAAUAGCUUAGCUGUUAGAACUCU